Molecule: messenger RNA, 5302 nt
Organism: Chlamydomonas reinhardtii
Lineage: Eukaryota; Viridiplantae; Chlorophyta; Chlorophyceae; Chlamydomonadales; Chlamydomonadaceae
Exons: 4
Coding region: 701-4309 (1202 amino acids)
Source: RefSeq, a predicted model, not a curated record
AUCACCAGUUAGGGGGGGGGGGGGGUUAGGGGCCGAAACACUGACGUAGGGUUGGCGGAGUGGUACCCACGUGCCGACAGAUGGAUCGCGGGAUUUGUUUUUGGCAUUUACCGCUUGGAUUCUAUUCGCAACGUAGCUCGGAAUACACGCUUAAUAUGCAUAGUUAGAAGACUUUGGGGACGCAAAUCGCUUGGAAAUGGAGGAGGGUCUCAAUAUGCUCGGCUCGCGAUGUCGCGCUCCUGAGCUUGUAUUAUGCACUGCGCGCAAUACGCGUUCAGCAUGCAUAUUCUUACGAACAACUAGGGACUUGAGUGACGCGGUGUGAAAAUCAGUCGGGGUCUCGACAUGCUUGGCUCGCCAUUUCGCGCUCACGAGCUCGUUGUGUGUGUUCCGAACAUUGCACGCUCAAAAUACAUGUUCAAUAUGUCCGUCGCGAUGUUGGAGCUUCAAAACCGACAAACAUGGUGUAUAGAUACACCUGGUAGCCUGAAUUCCUGUUUUUUCGCAAUGUCGGUGCAUUUUGUUGAUGUUGCAUCGUGCUUCAUCGCAUUCUUGAUUUCUGCACCGGCGUGGUCUUGUUUGUAAAAUUCCGCGGUGCCCUGAUCUUAUUUUGUUCUUCGCUGUGAUCUGGCAAAAAAAUCUGAUCUUGGCGGGAUUCGAACCUGUGACAGCAUCUCACUAAGGGCCAUAUGUCCUGCGGAUGGGCAGGCGGUACGGCUGCAGCCACCAUGGCAACCGUGUCCCAAGAUCAGAUGUGCAGCAACGUAGCAACUGCCUGUUCGGGCGCGUUGACGCCUUCUUCUUCAAGUUCGAAAUGAAUCAGCGCGGAGAGCUGCACGUGCACGGCUGUAUCUGGCAGCCCGGGCUGCAGCCAGCACGCCUGCGAAAGGCGCUAGCGGACCCGCGGAGUUGUCCCGACGUGCUGGACUUCCUGGAGUCCGUGCAGACGCAGUGGUUUGCCUCACCACUGCUGUUCAGCGGCGGCGAGCGACCGGUCCACGCUCAGAAGCUCAGCACCAAGCAGCUGCAGGAGGUGGCUGAGGCGGCUGGCAGCGAGCGCUUGACGGAGCUGCAGCGGGACGUUCUCAGUCAGGUGCUGGUGGAGGUGAAGGCCAGGGGGGCCAUGGAAGACGCAGCCGUGUCUUGUCGGCCACCUCUACAAUGCAGCAGUUUGACUGAGGCGGAGCGGCUCGGGUUAUUUGCUGUGCACGCGGUCCUGGAGACGCUGCUGCACGCCCAUCGCGACGGCACGUGCACCACGUCACACAGCAAGCAUGCCACGGACAGCAACUGCCGCAUGCGGCUGCCUCGGAUGCUGCACUGGCUCACCACGUACCUGCACGAGCAGUCGGUGUGCGUGCACCUCAAGCGGUAUGGCCGCUACAUGGUCUCGCAUAUGGUGGCCCUGCUGCUGGCAGUGCCUUGCAAUCACACCGUCACGUUUGCGUGUGACGUGGGGCGCUGGCUGCGCACGCGCGAGCUAUGGGAUCAGCGGCACGAGGGCAUUCCGCGCACGGACCCUGUGUGGGAGCGGCGGCCGCAGCUGCCCAGCCUUGAGCAGCUGGCCGCGGACGCAGCGGACUAUGCCCUGAAGUAUGCCACCAAGUCUGAAGCAGUGCAGGGCAGCAGGGCCCUUAUAGCCACAGCCACCAUGCUGCGGCGGCGCAUGCACCUCAUGACGCCAGAGCAGCAGGCCGGGAUUGAGAGCGAGCACCUGCCGAUCCAGGACGUGCUGGAUCAGCUACGGCAUCCCUUCGCAGCCUUUGCGGACGCCAGCGCCUCUGCCUGGGCGCCCCAGCCUCCUACUGCAGGUGUGUCAGCUGCAGGCGAGAGCAGCACGCUGGCACAGGCGCAGUUCACGGCGGAGGUGACGGCGCGCGCACAGCAGUCCGCGACUGUGGCCGCGCUGCGCACUGCGCGGCCUGUCGGCGUAGUCGGCGCGGCUGCGGUGCAACGGGAGGGGAUGUUCAACCUUGCGCACGCCAUCAACCUGUUAACAGCCCAGCAGACCUUCUCCGCUCCAGCAGCGGCGCUGCUGCUGAUGCGGGGCACCGACGCGCACGAAAGCCACCAGUUCAGGGCCAUCGAUUACAGGAUGUUCUCGCAGCAUGUGCAGUCGCAGCUGAAGCGCGCGGACCCGGAGCUCAGGCCCAGAGACACCCAGCUGCGGCUCGUGCGUACAAUGGCCAGCGUUGGAGCGGGCGGGAGUCCGAGAGGGGAAGGCCAGCUUCCGGCCGCCAGCACAAUCGCUAGCGAUGUCCCAGAUCCCGGGCCCAGCGGAAGCGUACAGCAGCAAGAGCAGCCCGCCGUCGCACCUGCUCGUUACCGGUCAUCAAGCUACCUGAAAGACUACCUGUACCGCGGCGAGGCGCUGCGCGAGCUGUCUCCUAUGAUGAUGGCCAUGUUGUUUUAUAAGCACUCGGCCGGGCCAGAUGGAGCGCAAGGGCACCAUCUGCGCCUGCAUCCCGCGCACCCAGAGUACAGUAAAUGCGUGUGGCGGCGCCGGCUGCGGCCGUACGUGCCGCAGCCGGUGUGUGACCCCGUUGUGCGGCCUGCGGACGGCGUGGACGAUCCGCAGGUGCUGGAGCGCUAUGCACUGUUUGCGCUCGCGAACUUCGCCGCCUACAGCUGUGACGACAUGCUCGAUCUCAGCAACGGCGCAUGGGCAGCUUAUCAGCGGUGCUUUGCACAGCCGGCGGACGGCCAGUCGCUGCAUGUGCGCAUCGCGUGCCGUAUGCUCGAUCACGUGGAUGGGCUUGCGCGUGUGCGAAUGCGGGCGGAGGAGCGGCGGCAGCUGCAGGCGGAGGCGGAGGGCACCGCUGAGGAUGCGGCGGAGGAGGCACUGUUGGAGGGCGUGCCGGUGGAGGGCAUGGACGACCUGGAGGCAGAGCCGCAGGAUGAUGAGGAACCCGAUGUUAGGCGUAGCGCAGCGCCCGCAGCGGAGCUCUGGCAGGGUUGUGCGCUAUCGGAGACGGAACGGGCAGGGCUGCUGCAGCGCGUUGUGCACGGCGGCCUGGGUGGCGGUCUGACUACAGAGGCGACCACCGUGGUUGCCCAGAUCCCGCGCGCCAAUGCAUGGCCAGCGGUUGGGCGUACAGCGGCGGCGGCAGUAGUGCGCAGCACACAGGAGUGGACGCACGAGCGGCUGGCUGCAGCACAGCAACGCAUGCAUGAUUACGACCUAGUAGACCUAGGUGGGCAGUACGCCGCACAGGCGCUCGCGCAGGCGCAGGGAGCAGUGCAGCAGCAGCUGCUGCUUUACAACAGCGGCACUGCGGCAGUGACAGCGAAGCUGGUGCUCAUCUCGCCAUUGGCGGUUACCACAGCCGUCCCAGAGGUGCAGGGCGUCUGGCCCGAUGCAGCGAACCCUGGUGCAGAGCCGCCGUACGUGCUUUGCCCGGAGGACUCGCAGCCGACGCCUGAAGACACAGCGCGGUUAUGGAACCUCAGCGACGACCAGCAGCAGGCGUUCAUGCUGUACGCGCAGCUCCUGCUAGCAGCGGCUGCCGGCGUCCGUCAGCCCCCCGUGUGCUCGGUGCUCACGGGCAAAGCCGGCAGUGGCAAGUCGCGGGUGCUGCAGGCAUUGCUGUGGUUUGCAUACCAGCACCGCUGCGAGUCUCCCAUUGCCCUCGUGAGCUACACGUGGCGCGCUGCGCUGCAUGACUCUACGCCAGGCGUGCUCGGCACCAGCACCACGUCCUUCUUUGCAACUGCUGGCACGUUUGGUCCGCCUCACCGCGAUCGAGUCGAGCGCAACCUCAAUGGUGUGCGCUUCAUUUUCCUAGAUGAGUUUAGCACGUGUGGGCUGUUCCACUGGGCGCGCAUUUGCAUGCAUGUGCACGCGGCACGGAGGCACGUGGGUAUAGACAGCACGCACCUAUAUCACGGGCCGCUGUCAGAUCUGCAUGGCCUGCUUGUUGGCGACUUGCGUCAGUUGCCACAGCCACGGCACGUGCCGCUAUAUAGCGGUGCUGCGGAGGAGAGCUUGCGGCGGCUGCUGGCGCCGGGCGCGGGGGACGGUGGGGCCAUGGAGCGCCAGAUCCGGCAGCUGGAGCAUCCGGAGGCCAGCAUGAACCUCAUAGGGCGGGAGCUGUGGAAUAUGGUGCCGUUCGCGUUCGUUCUCACUCACCAGCAUCGGCAGCAAGCAGGCGUAGGUGACAACAACGAACCUCUCUUCAUGCUAGCGGAGAAGUUUGGUGGCGUGCAGGAAAUCUCUCAGGCAGAUCUGGACACAGCGUGCGAGCAGCUCAACGCGCCUCGUGCAGCUGCAUGCGCUCGCGCAGCGUCAGCAGCUGCUGCUGUGGCGUAGCGCGGACUUGUCGCCUGACGGGAGCAGCUUACCUAUUUCGCAUGUGCAUCAAUUAGAGGCGCUUGGCGGAGCCGACGAUGAUAGUGGUGUGCCCGCUGUGUGCGCAUUCUUUGCUGGCAUUCGUUACGUGUUUACAUCAAAUGAGCAUGUGCGUCUGUAUCACAUCAACAACAACAGUGCCACAGGCACCGGCAUUGUUCUGCAUCCCAACGAGCCACCAUUGCCAGAUGCAAGCAUUGCCCCCGUGCAUGUCCUCAAGUUCGUGCCCUCGGCUGUAAUGGUGCGCCCUGACGGGCCUGAUGCGGGUCGGGUGUCUGUCGAUCAGGCCCUGGAUGUCGGGGAGAUUCCUGUUUUACCGUGCAGUGCUAUGUUCACAUCGCAGCAUGCAACCCUGCGGUUGCCUGUGAUGCGCUGGGGCUUUCGUGUGGAGCUUGCAUAUGCAGUCACCGAUUACUUUGCGCAGGGGCAAACUCUGCCACCGCACGAACUGUGGCUGGUGGAUAUGUGCAAACCGCAGCACGGCAGUUGGCGGCGGGCUUCAAUUUACGUAAUGCUCACCAGGUUUCGUGGGUUGCAUGCGUUACAUUUAGUGCGCCCGCUGUGGGCCUCGCGGGCCGAAGAGCGCCGGCUUGAAAAGGCGCUGCGUACCAUGCUAACGCCCGAGGCAGAUCUAGCUGCGGAAUGGCAGCGGCUAUUGAGGCUCUCGCAGAGCACAGCAGUAGCGGUGCCAGGUAUGAUUGUGCGCAUUCAGGCCAGCAUGGCUGCCUCAUAACCAAGGCCUUCAAUGCAUGCAUGGUUGCAACAUCUGGCAUGUGGCGGUAAACACUGGGUUGUCCUGCGUCCCGGCCAGCAAGGAUAGCGUAGUGUUUUUAACAUGCGCGAGGUGUACUGACAGAUGACCUGGAAGCGUGGAGUACCUUGUGGGUCCCCGGUAGCUCAAUUGGUAGAGCAUGCCGCUGUCACAUGGCAGACCCAGGUUCGAAUCGCUUAUUG